AUGUCACCGUCAUCGUCAUGGUCAAGGACAGUCGUUUUGAUGAGCUCCGACGGAGAAACGUUUGAGAUUUACGAAGCAGAGGCACAGCCAUUACUAGCAAUAAAAAAUUUGAUAAAACCCGAUUGCAAUAAAACCUGCAUCUCUAUCGCCGAUGUCACCAGAAACACCCUCGCCAUGAUCAUCAACUACUGCCGGAUGCACGCCGAAUUCGCCGACAACGAUGACCUUCUAACGUCGUUCGACAGGAUGUUCCUUGACGUAGAUGAUGCGACUCUACAUGAUCUGAAAGACGCCAUUUUAUUUCUGAAUAUCCGGAGCUUGAUUCCUUUGAUAAAUCAAGCUCUCGCUAACAGGAAAAUCAAGGCUAACUCUAAGGAAUACAUCUGCGAUACUGAAAGAUUCAAGAUCAAGAGCAACAUCUCGCAGGAGGAGGAACCGGAGGUCCGCUGUGAAAAUACAUGGCAUUUUGAUAAAAGUAAAACCUUAUAG
This is a messenger RNA of Lactuca sativa (garden lettuce), 489 nucleotides long. Its product is annotated as SKP1-like protein 1A. Gene Ontology annotation, biological process: ubiquitin-dependent protein catabolic process. The record is from RefSeq and is a predicted model, not a curated record. Lineage: Eukaryota; Viridiplantae; Streptophyta; Magnoliopsida; Asterales; Asteraceae.